This is a messenger RNA of Chaetura pelagica (chimney swift), 1467 nucleotides long. It is a transcript of the gene BAIAP2L1, whose product is annotated as BAI1-associated protein 2-like 1. The transcript is spliced from 13 exons. NCBI's taxonomy places the organism in Eukaryota, Metazoa, Chordata, Aves, Apodiformes, Apodidae. Bases 1 to 1467 code for a protein of 488 amino acids. The record is from RefSeq and is a predicted model, not a curated record. Gene Ontology annotation, cellular component: nucleoplasm; cytosol. Gene Ontology annotation, molecular function: protein binding. Gene Ontology annotation, biological process: actin crosslink formation; plasma membrane organization; actin filament bundle assembly.
AUGGAACAGUUCAAUCCAGGACUGAGGAAUUUAAUAAAUCUGGGGAAGAAUUAUGAAAAAGCUGUUAAUGCUAUGGUAGUGGCUGGAAGAGCAUAUUAUGAUAGCCUUGCAAAGAUUGGAGAUAUAUCAGCUGAUUCUCCAGUUUCUAAAGAAUUAGGCCAAGUUCUCAUCGAAAUCUCAAGAACACACAAGAAACUUAAUGACAGUCUAGAGGAGAGUUUCAAAAAAUUCCAUAAAGAAAUUAUAUCUGAACUGGAAAAGAAAACAGACCUGGAUGUAAAGUAUAUGAAUGCAACUUUAAAGAGGUACCAAACUGAACACAGAAGCAAAUUAGAUUCCUUAGAGAAGUCACAGGCUGAGCUGAAAAAAAUCAGAAGGAAAAGCCAAGGAGCACGAAAUGUAAUGAAAUACGAGCAUAAAGAAAUGGAGUAUUUGGAAACCGUGAGCUCUCGACAGUCUGAUAUUCAGAGGUUUAUUGCAGAAGGCUGCAGAGAAGCUCUCCUUGAAGAAAAAAGAAGGUUUUGUUUUCUGGUUGACAAGCACUGCAGCUUUACCCAGCACAUGCAUUUCUAUCACAUGCAGUGUGCGGAAUUCCUAAAAUCCAAGCUGCCUGGGUGGCAGGAAAUAUGCAGUGAUGCCACCAAAGUGCCUGAAAAAGUCAGAAUGAUGAUAGAUGAAAUAAGGACACCUGGUUCCACUCCAGUGUCAGGAACCCCCCAGCCUUCACCCAUGAUAGAGAGAAAUACCCUGAUCGGAAAUGAUUUUUAUCACCAUCAUGAAACUGCAUCCAAGGUGCCCCCUGCUCCUGAGGGCAGGGCAUACACCAGCCCUCUUGUUGAUAUGUUUAACAAUCCCACCACGGUUCUGAAGAGCUCUUCUGAAAAACUAAACCAUUCAGCAGAAAAUUCAGAUGAUGCCAGUUUGUUGCGUUCCACUUCUGUCGCCACGGGGCUAAAUAUAAUGAAAAGGCAAAAAGUCAAGACAAUCUUCCCACAUACUGCUGGAAGUAACAAGACGUUGCUCAGUUUUGCACAGGGGGAUAUCAUCACACUUCUGGUAGCUGAGGAGAAGGAUGGUUGGCUUUACGGGGAGCACGACUCAACUAAAGUAAGAGGAUGGUUUCCAUCAUCAUAUACUAGACCACUAGAAGAACCAGAAGAAAAAGCAUUUGCCCCAGUGCCAAGCCCUGCACCAAUCCGAAGUGUUAGUUCUGUAAAUCUUGUGGAAAAAGGUGAAGUUGUCCUCCCACCACCUGACUACCUGGGGUCUUUGCAAACAGAUAAAAGAACUGAGUCUUCCAGAGAUACUACUGCUAAAACACCAAGUGACAGACCAGACAAUGCAGGGCUGAAACCUGAUAUGAAUGGCGUUAUCAAACCACCUUUUCUAAGUGGAGAAAAUCCUUUUGCAACCGUGAAACUCAGACCAACAGUGACAAAUGACAGAUCAGCACCAAUUAUUCGAUGA